AUGAAUAGUGAAGGCUGUAGGGAGGGACUAAAUGGGAAGGAAAGGGGAAGGUUGAGGAGAGGGUUGACGCAGGGGAUUGCCGGGUUCUGUGUGCUGAUUGUCGUCUGUCAGUUCCCUGCCUCCGCGACUGCCCUGAGGCCGAUCAGGGAGAAGGUGGCCUCGUCUUCUUCGUUGGUGUCUUCGGGUUCUUCCUUCUGGAUUGAUGAGGUCAGCUAUUCUCUUUCCCUAUCUAUAAUCCUCGCACAACGCACUUGGAGAGAAAAAAUUCAGGAAACCUGUGCAGAAUUGACGAAUAUGAUCCUCAUCAGACUCUUAUGCCUCGCAUAUUUCGAAUUUUCAGAGAGAGAGAGAGAGAGAGAGAGAGAGUCGUCAAGUGAUGAAUGAAGAGCUGAUCAAUAUUUUGAUCGAGACAUGCCCCUCUGCUAACCCUCGAACAACCCACCUUUUGGUUUUAAAGAGAGUAUAUUUUAUCUCAAUCGCCUAUUUUUGUGGACAAUAUGGAACGAAAUUGACAUCAUUUCUCUUUGUAGAUCAUGUAUCGAUUUUUAAGAACGAUUCCUGUUGGUCUCUAACUCUCCCUGUAAUGUCUGCGACAGAGUGAAGCCUAUCAAAGUUAUCACAAUAAGACCUUUAGCAUAUCUAUAGCAUAAUUGUCAAAUUAUAGUAAAUGCCACUCAUUUCAUCUUUACUUCUUCAUAUAUGUUUUUCAACAUGUCUAGCAAUCAAACAAUUAUCUGGACGGUUGUGAUAAACAACGGUUAGGAAAGGACCAAACUAGUUGGAAAGCUUUGCCAUAUGAUUGACCAUGAAGAUAAAAAUUUGGGGCCAUGAAUUUUAGGUCAGUGUAUCACAUGGCUGAGUAAAUGCAUUUCUACCUCCAAAAGUUCAUCUUGUCAGUCUCUUUGCGUGAGAGUGAGCAGUAAUUUUUGUAAUGAAAACUUAUGCAAGCUUGUGCUUCUAAACCUGGUGGAUAAUUUCCUAUUUUCUAUGCUAGAUUUUGAAAGUGUUUUUAGCUUUAUAUGCUAUCAGUCCGUAUUCAUUUCCUUUUUUUUCACCAGCCCAUUAUGAGAAGAGAUGAAAGCAACUUUGGUCCACACUCUGUCAGAAAUAUCACUGGAACAUACAAAGGUUUCCAAUUUAUUCCUUCUCCUUUAAAGAGGCUUUAUCCCUGUAAAUAAAUUGUGGAGAUUUUGCUUAGCCUGAAAGUUCCGGAUUUCUGAUAAUUUCAUUAAUGGCUUCCGUAGAAAAAAUAAAUUUCCUCUUUUUUUAGUAUUUAACCCACAGACUUACCAGUAAAACAAGUUCUAUGUUAGGGAAACAUUUUGACCGGAUUUACUAUCCUAUAUCUCCAUUUAAGAUACACAUUGUGCUGCUCUUGUUAUUUUCAUUUUUAGUCUACACUUUGAAUGCUUUUGAAUUUGAAAGAUAACAAAGUGAAAGGUUCUUAUUUUACACGUGUAGCUGGAAAGUAAUUUGUGUACAAAUAAUGAAUGCCACUACUGCUAAUACUGAUGAGCCUAAAGUUGCCACGGAAGCAUCAUUUGAAGUACAAAGUUACAUUUACAUUACACACCUAGAAUUAUAUGUUAACAUCUAGUUUUCAUUGUAGUGGAGCCAUCUCCCAUGACCAAGGGGUAACCUGUUGCAAUGCUCGCUGGCAUGGCCAUUGGCAGUGUGCUCAUUGUUCUAGAAAAAAUCAUAUGUCAGAAAGUUAAGAAAAAUGAGUACCUACCUUAAAUGAUGAUCACAAUACCGUUGGAAUUCUUGGUACUAUUGGGCGAUUCAUGUAAUUAUUUGAAUUUCUAUAUAAUGUCUGGCCUCUAUUUCACUCAGACAUUAAGAGUACCUUUUUUCUAUUUAAAUAAAGAAGUAUAUAUGGAGUAAUUGCCAACUUUUGUUGCCUGGCGGAGGGGGGUGUUGAGGGACGCCAACAUCAUGAUGUGUUGUCUUAAGAAGAUAAUCUAUGACCUUUAGUGAUGUUUUCCACUGUGGUUUUAAGAAAUUCAAUCAAAUUGUAUUAGAUCCUGGUUUCUUAGGAGUCAAACAAGUUACUUUGUGUUCAUUCACCAGCAAUCUUUAGGAGUAGGUAUUCUUAUUAUUUAUGUUGAUAGCAUCCUCUUUUCUGGUGGUGACUUGGAAGGCAUUGAAGAGACAAGAUAACAUUUAAAUAAGCAAUUUUGACCGACGAUCUUGUAUCAAUAAAUAUUGCAUGGUGAAAAGUUAUUUGCAAAACGUGAAAUACUGUACAAUAUUUAUAUAGCUUCCUAAGAUGUUUCGUUGAGAUGUUUUCUUGGGAGUUUUGAGGUACAUAAAUGGCUCUACUAGUAAAGGGCUCUAUUUUUUCAAUGGAGGACGCACAGACAAUGUUUCUUUUUCUGAUGCUGAUUGGUAGAAGAUCUACCAUUGGAGGUAAUCUUAACAUUGUGUUGAGCUUGAAUAUAGAACUGUGCCUCAAACAACAUCCGAUGUAAUGCGGUUGAAAACUCUCAUUUAAAUUUUGACACUGAAUUCCAGUGAAUUCAAGUUUUAUAAACAUUAAGGCGUCAUCUUAAUUCCUUGCAACUCGAGUUUUUAUGAAAAAAACAAGCAUAUUGUUGUAUUUUGCCAUUUUUUAAGGGAAGUUGUAAUGAGCCGGAGGAUUUGCCCUCAUACUGAAUCCACAGAUCAAUAUCUCAUGUGACAAGCGGGUCAUGGUUGAUAUAUAUUCGCCAACUUGAGGGUAACUGUUAAUGUGGGUAAAUAUUCUACAAGUAAGUGGGUCUGACCAAGCCAAUACAAGUAAGUGUUAAUGUGGGUAAAUACCUGAUCCCUCGUAUUGUUCUCAACUUCUUCCUAGAUAUAGGCGGGGACCCUCGUCUGGAGACACUUUAAGGAAAGUUUUUUUCUUUUUCACUCUCACACAACGAUUAAAAGUAAAACUAUUGACAUUUGAUUAUCAAAUUAAAGGUUGUAGACAACUUAAUAUAAGCUGAAAGAUGCUCAAGCUGACAUUGAAAGUACAAUACUUUCCUGUAAGUACAAUAUAUGGUGAAAGAUGCUCUGCAAUUGUAUCAGUGAUUCCAAACUUUUCUCUUGUGGAUAAGGGGAUUUUUUUUUUGUUUGAAAAUCACUUAUUGAAACGAUUUAGUCUCUAAAUUAUGCCACCAAUUCAUCUAAACAAACUGUUGAAUGAAAUGGCUUAGCUCAUGAACUAUGUAGCCAUUGUUGAGAUUUCCCAUGUUAUGGUAAAAUAGAGACUUGGUUGGUUUAUCAUUACCUUUCAGGGUAUGGGCAUUAAUAGAAACUGGAAAAUUCUUCAAACAGGUAUCGAAGUUGGCAGCUAUAUCGACUAUUGGUCAAUACGUUGGUUGAGAGGGCCUGAGGGAAAUGUUGACACUUAUUGAUCAUGCACAAAUACAAUAGAAUCUUGAAAGGAAGAUGAAGGAGAACAAGCCAGACAUUCAUUGAAUGCUCAGUGGUAGAUUGGAAAAAUCACAGAUGUGGAUCGUAGGUCAUUAUUUAAUUACACGUGUGGAUGUCUUAGGCUAAGAGAUUGUUGGGGAAAUGUGAUACACUGAACAAGAUUUUAAGACCUUCAGGAAGAAAGUUAUUAGCAAUAAUCUUGACAGGAAUUAUGAUGGAUGAAUCACAGGCUUCUAGGGCCAAAAAUAUUGUUACAAGGCGCUGCUACCAUUGGAAUUCUAAAGCAGCAGGCAGGACGGUAGUAUCAGAGGGAAGUUUAAAUAGAGUGCGGAAGAUGGGGAGAGACAGGAUGAAAAGAUAAGAGAAAAUAGAUUCUCUUAUUUUCUUGCCAUCGUCAUAGAAGUCAAAUUAUUCUUUAUGCCUUGAGAAAAUAUUCAUAAGAUUAACAAUUGACCCCAGAUAUAUUUCUGCAAUUUAUUUUCUGAUUUGAGGGUCAUCCUAGUUUCUUUUCGUUUUUGCGGUAUAAUUGGAAUAUAUGAUUAACUGUAAGGUGAUAAAUGAGAAACAUCCCGGACUCCAUAGUUGCAAGGCAGGUGCUUGUGGGAUCCGCAAGUAAGCAAUGAACAGGGCAGAGAUUUUAGGCAUAAUAAGUGAAGUAGGAAUAUAAUGGAGGACAAUAUUUUUGAAAAUACUGACAAUCCCCGGCUGUUGGUAACCUACAGAAUUUGGAUAUUCCAAUACUAUUUAUACAGUGCCUAGGAACAGAAAGAGGUUAUUGAUCAUUUAUAACAUUGAUAACGUAAAUCAAAUAUUUAUUAGCUAGACACAUGUUUGGCAUGGUUGCCAGUGACCUGAAUCUCAUAUUCAAUCUCAUGUUGUAUCCACCAGUCAAAAUAAACUAUUCAUGAAAUGGCAAAUUGAGAACAAGACUGUUUGUUUACAAUUUCUAUGCUGUGCGGCUCUUUUCAUUGGUCUUCUUCUAUGUUGACUUGGGUUAAACUUCCUGUAGGCGAAUGGAAGCUUUUUGAUAAUGCCAAUGGAUCUUCAAGGUUCUUUCAUUUUAUGAAAUCCCAUGGUAUUUCCGUUCUUGAGUUAGUGAGUGUUCCAGCAAAGAUAAAUGGUGUUCAUUAUGUUCAGGUAUUUCACUCAAUUGAUUGACAUGUUGACAAUUUUCCUUGCUAGACAUGAUAUAUUCCUCAUUUCGUUUCGAUGAUCAUCCCAUGAAGGUUUCUGUAUUGCUCAGAUAAUUUUCUUAGAAGUAUUAGCUUGCAUUUGAAAAACUUGUUUAUCCUCUGUAUUUUCUGUGAUAUCUGGAAUUACUGUAAAAUAUGCAUUUGGUCUCGGAUAUUUGGAUACCAAUUCUGUUUGAGAAAUUCUGUAUUGGUAGCGUAUUAAUAUUUUGUAUAGAUAAAAUGACUGUAGCCCUCUGAAAUCAAGAAUAUGCUGAAGACAGGGACAGGCCGCAGUGGUGUACUCAUUUGUUAUAUUGAAUAAAAGAAUAGGUCAGUAUUGUUGCAUUUUUUUCUCUUGGAAAUAUUCCAGAGCGUACAGGUGAUUAUGAAAUUUAAAUAUGGAGUUACUUUUUUAAAAACCAUUUGGGGAAAGAAUCAUAGUGACUCCACAUUAAACAUUUGCGCAGAGAACUUUCCACUGGACUUUUUCCAAAUUGUAUCUUAAAUCAAUCAAUCAUCAUGAAGAAACAACACUGACAGCAACCCUAAAUAAUUUAGAAUGUCCCUCACAUCAAAAAAAUGUAAAGAGUUGGAAGAGAAAAUGGAUAUAUGAUUGAGCACCAUGGUUAUUUUGGCAACUUUGGAAUAAACGAAAACAAAGAAGAGAAAUUAUCUUAUUCAUUAUUUUCAAAUUCUGGAGAACUUUUGAAGAGAAGAUUAGUUUUCUGAGUUUUAUUAAGGCGCCAAGCAUAUUCCUUUGCCAUCAGAUAAAGUAGGAAAAUAUUUAGUGGUUGGUCAAUGUAGGAUUUUAUUUUCAUGAACUUUGAUAUAACCUCUGAUAUUGAUUUUAAAAAAAAUCUUCUAAUAUUAUCCUAUGUUCUUAUUGAAAUGGAAUAUGGUUCAUUGAUAUUUGAAUUUUUUUUGCCUGUAAUAUCACUGAAGUCAAAUUGGGCGCAGCAAUAUGUUAUCUUUUGCAGUAAAGGCUUAUAUAUUUUAUUCCUGUCUUCCAUUUCAGGGAGCAGUUACUUUCCACGAUGUUGUUGACAAUAAACAGGAUCUUGGGGCCGUUCAGAUGAGAGUUGAAGGUGUAUACAUAUGGCCCUUUAGGCAACUUCGUUUGGUGGCGAGCAGGUCAGCACAUCUUUACUUGUUCUGGCAACUUCGUCUGGCAUAUGCAUUUACUUGGUCACAUCUUUCGGUGUCUCCACAAGAUCAUGCAAACAGUAGUGCUGUUUUUUCUUGUCUGAUGGAUAUCAGGAUACUGAAGUAUUGUGUUGUCUCUACAUUAUCAACGGACAGUAUCGUUUUUAUAUUUUUGUUUCGCAUUGUGGAUAAUGUGCACUUCAUUUUAUGGGCAAGAUCUAUGAUUGGGUUUACUUUGUUGAAAUUAUGAUCUGAUUUUGUUGAAUCUUACUGUCGUAGCUACUCAGCCUGGUUUUUUUUUUGUUCUCAAGUUUAGAAUGUUACAUAUCCUAAAGGCCGUUGAUAGAAUAAUUAAAUGGAACUUAGCACAGUUCCUAAUUCCUUACGAAAAUUUUAAGUAAUAUACAUGAAGAAUCCUUGUCCGCCUCAUUUAGGUAUGCAUACUUGCAACAAAUUUAUGCACAUUGAGAGGAAUAAACACCUAAUAGUUUCCAGAGAUGGCUAUAUAUAGGAGGAUAGGUGUGAACAAAAGUUGUUGGGAGAAGGGUAAUGUUUCCAGAAAUUUGGUGAAAGGUAUUGAGAUAACAGUCUAACAAAGGAGGGCAUUGGGUAGAUGUUGUAGUUGACCACGUCAACAAUUCAUGCAUUUAUCAAUGUUUCGUAGUGGCAGGAAAAGAAGGGUACUAUUGGAGAUGACCAUUGGGCACCUUCCAAUCUUCUAGAAGUACGUCAUGCAGAGUUCACCAUUUUGAGUGUUAGAAUACACCCCCAAAUCAUGCAUGCUGAAGUAGAAAAAGUCAUGUCAUGUGAAGUAGCUAAAAUAAUCAACUCUUUUUGAAGUCACUUCAGCUGAUAACCAGCAUAGUGGGUGUGCUUCCUCACCUUGGGACAGCCUCAUAUCAAUUAUCUUCCAUCUACCAACCUCUGGCCUGCUCCAAAGUGGAUGCGUGUGCCAACGUAAUGCUUGAAGUGCUGAUUAAGUAAUCAUACAAGCGUACUGGUCUACCUUUUUUUAGUUUGAAUAAUGGCGGUGGUCGCUUGGAGAGUAUUAGCUUUCCUUUUUCAUUUUAUCACCUAUAUGCUAUUUUAAUCCACCAUAUUGUUGUGGUUUUCUGAACAAAAAAAACUCUCUGAUGAGUCAGAGUUUGAAUAUUGUUGUUAUUAAUGAACUACACCUUUUUAUUUCUAAUGCACCAGUUUUCAUCAUGUAGUGGAACAGAUGGGGAGUCUGGACAAGAAGAUUAUUUUUCUUCUAAUCCUUAUCAUUUGGUAAGCACUGUCUAUUCUUUUACGCUUUAUUCCAAUAUGGGUUUCAUUGUUACUUCAUGGUUCAUUUUAAGAUCAUCCCUUUUAUAUUGGACAUCUUGCUAGUUAAAAUUUCACACAUGUCAUAAAGGACACACCAGCAAGCAAAAGAAUUUAGAAUUAUGUUAUUGGAACAAUAGAACGUCAUCUUCUACUUGGUGUCAUUGCUAUUGAUUUAUUGUGAUUCAUUUGCUGACUUCUGGUGAUAUCUUCCAAGUUUAUUUCCUGUAUGUCAGAUUUGAGUUGGAUUCUCUUUUAUAUUUUUUUCUCCUAUCUCUAAGCUAAUGACUUUUAUCUAUAUCUUAAUAUGAUCCUGAAACAUCAUACCCUAUUAUUAAAAGCAUUAGCAGGGUGUUUUGCACCGUCCAGGGCAGCUCUUCUUUGACUGGCAAAUAGUGUUUUCUGGUUGUGGUAUACCAGAUUGAUCAUUAGCUAGAAAAGUCCCGUCGUUUUGUUGAGGAAGCUGUACUUUUCCAUGGAUGGAGAAAUGGCCUUCUUGAAAAGUGUUGUAACAAUUGAAGAAAGUCAAAGGCAAUGGGUGGAAAAUGCUUCUGAGAUGCUUUAUAGGUAGUGGAGGGCAUUAAUGAAAGAAAGGAGAAAUGAAAACCCAGAAUAAUCCUCUAGAAGUGACUAUCCAUAUUUAGGUUGCAUGAUAUUUGAAGUGUUUCAAAAUUGGUAGAAAUCAACUCUCUGCCAUGGAUGUCAGGAAAGCGUCUCUUUGAGCACCCAGAACUAGAUUGUACAUCAUGCGGAUGACUUUGGAAAAUUCCAUACUAAUCACAUUCUUUAAAAAAUAGAAUGCCCAUAUCAUGACCCUUUCUAAAAUAAUUACUUUCCAAUGCUGGUUUCUGCCUAUGCCUAUCUUUGUUUGAAUCCAAGUAUUAUCUUUGGGAUAUAACUUACUCUUGUCUUGCUCAAUUUUUAUGAUCUUUGGACUUGGUUAUGCAACUAUUAUAUUUCAAGUUCAACGCAGUUGAUGAGAUCCCUCAUUGUUACCGACUCAUUUUUGCCAUGUGGAUGACAACUGAACCAGUAACUGCUUGCUUUUUAUUUCAAACAGCUUGGCGCAUUUUCUUCUCAGGUGUUUCCAGAGUCUGCAAGAGACAAGAUCCAGUGGAAAAAAUGUAUCGUCAUUUUGCUUUUGGCUUUUCAUGAUUUAGUUUGCAAUGCCCUGGGAUCCUCUUAAGAUGUCUUCUUUUGCAGCACUUAUGCGUGAUCUGGAGAAGCAUUGUAGCAUAGAGAUAGCGGCUCAGCUUUCACCUAUCUCACCCAGCCAAAGCAGUAAGUUUUUUUCUAGAUUUAUUGUAAGAUUUUCUAUUGCUCACCUGUCAUUGUAACUAAUUUAGUUCGGAGUUUUCUGUGAUAAUGGGCAAUCAGAUAGUGGUGGCACCAAUUGGAUUUACUCUUUACUACUAGUCUGUUAUACCAGUUGUAUUGUCGUUCUUGUGAUGCGCUAGGUUCACAGGUAUCCUUCAGAGUAAGAUUGUUAGAAGCUACCUUUGCAUGUCAAUCAUUGGAUGAUAAUCGGUCCCCUGCUUGGCAUUUUUAAUCGCAUACUUUGACAUGUAUAACCAUGUCUCCGGCUUGUUUUAUUUUCGCCAAUUAUUUUCAGUGUGAUGGUGAUCUUGAGUAGAGUUCUUCCAAACUGUGGUAAUCCGAAUCUAUCAGUUCACCGAAGGGAGAAGGGAUGGGACCGAUAUCAUUUGCUAUGCUACAUACAUUACUCUAGGUGUUCCCAAAUCUAUGCACAAUUGGCCUAAUUAGGGGUUGAAUUGUUCUGGGAUUGACCGAGAUUCUAGAACGCUUCCCGAUGGUUGAUGAUCUUAUGGAUUCGGUGCUCCAAAUUAAGGUGGUGCCGUUUUAUCUUUUCGCUUGUUUGAAGUCUGAUAUGCUUCAUGUAGUCACAUGCAGGAAUGAAGUUCAGUAUUUUUUGGAGAAAUGGAAUGUACACUGAAAUACCUCUGAACUGACCUAUGUGAGUGGUAUAUACAUAUGAACUCCAGGAAUAACUAGCUACCUUUAAAGGGCCUUUGCCUCAGAGACCCAGAAGUGUUGUUGGCAGAUAUUCAAUGUAUAGUCUAUCACAGUGAUUUUAGGUGCAUGUUUAUGAUCUGCAUUUCUGUGUUGCUCAGAUGCACUUUACAAGAUCAACAUUAAAGUGUUUUUCUGAAUUUCUUUGAAGUGUUUUUGGUUUUCAAUAGUAGCCGGGCAAAUAUCUUCUAGUGUCGUUUUUACAAUUGAAUAUAUUGGUAGGAUCGUGAUAAACUCAACCUAAUCCAUGCUUGUAGCAUACUGUGAUCACAUUCCUUGGGAUGUCAAGGUUUACCAGGUAGGAUGUGUUAGGGGCAUUUCUAUUAGUAACGUUAUCGUCAUUAUAUAGAUACUUCGACGGGUUUUUAUUUCCAAGACCAUGUUGACAAUUAAAGAUUUAGGUUUUAUAGCCCUUGAAACCGUCAUUAGUAAGUGUACAGCCAUUAAAUGAGAAAAUAAUGUUGCAAGCAUGUAUCUACUAUUGUAAGUUUCUCACCUCCUUGACCUUAGACAAAAUGAAGUUUUGAUAAGGAACCCCCUCGUGCUGUAACUGGUAACCAGAUAUUCUAAGAGCUCGGGGUUUAGAACAUCUGUUCAGGGUGCCAUUUCCUCGCUUAUUCAUUUUUAUUGAAAGAAGCGCCUCUGCUUGCCCAUGGGCUGCGAGAUGCCUGUUGUGUAUUCUUCUCCAUCCUCUCGAUUGCUAGUUACAUGACUAGGACUUCAAACAAGGGUAAAGAUAAAAUGGCACUACCUUAAUUUCUAACCCUAAAUGCAUAAUAAACUAUUUGGAAGGGUUCUUGAAUCUUGCCCAACCCCAGAACAAUUCAGCCCCUAAUUUGUCAAUUUUGCACAAUUUUUGGAGCAUCUAGAAUAAUGCAUGUGGCAUUAUUCUGGGAUCGUUCUACCAUUUGAGAGGUCCUGCUUGGUGACUGGCAUUCGAGAGGACAAAAUAGACUGCUAUUUUGGAGUGAUUGCCUGCAGAGUGGAGACUUAAUAUGACGAGAUUAACCUGCUAUGCAUUUGGGCAACUUGCAUGACAAGACAUUAUGAGGCAUAUGAAUAGUGAACAACAAAACAGUUUCUAGGAAAACUUCAUUUCCUAGAGCUUCUUUUGUGAAUAGAUAUAAUAUGUAUUAAUACGAUCAUUCAAGAUUUCUUCCUAAGACAAUGCUUGGAUCCAUCAGUGGGGAGUGGGGUAUUUCCUGUGAUCUAUCAUCACGCAGGAAAUAUUAAUUAGCCACCGACAAGUGAUAAUUAAUUGGAGGCUCAUCAUUUUCUGUAGAAACUAGAACGGAAUGAGAUCUGCUUGUUUUGCUGUGAUUCCUUUAUAGCUAAAAAGUGGGCACUCUGUUGACCAGUAAAAUUUAUCGGCUAAUGUAUCUUGGUGUUGUCCAUUUGUAGUUAUUCAUAAUUGAACUUUCAGCUGUUCACCAGGCAUAAAAAUCUUCAUUCAGACUGCCAUAUUUACAUGGUCUCUAACGUAACUACAGACAAAUAUACAUAAUGUAACCAUGGACAAAUAAAGAAAAUAAUCUUGGCAGCAAGCACAUCAGAGAUGAACUAAAAUUACCUGGGCCAUUCAGUCUCAGAGGAACGAUAAAAACUCCAAUUAUAGUCAGCUUCAUAAAUUUCAAAAUAAAUGCACAGAAAUUGGGAUGCACCAAGACCAUAUUCUGCCACCUCACACAUCCCCUUUAGCCUGCAUCCAGCCUAUAGUGUGAUCAAUCUGGGGAAUACAUUUCUUUUAAAACGAUUGUGCUGAAAGAAGGCCGGUUGGAGGGCAUGGUGUUCAUUGAAUAUGCCUUUCAUAUUUCAGCUUUACUGUGUCAAUACAGUGCUUUAACUUCCAAUGGGUUACUCUGGUAAGUGGGUUUAUGUCUUUUAUCCGUUGAUACUGAAUGCUUCCGCUCGAAUUUUUUGGUACCACCACCUAUUCGUAUUAAAUUAAAUGAAACUCUCUUGUUUGUCACAUUAUCUAUGCAUUGUUGGUAGAUAAUAUAUUUUUUUAGAUUUCAUACAUCUUUUAUCAGUUGAUUCCAAAUGUUCUCGUUCCAACAGUUUCGUUGUCAUCAUUUAUUCAUGUUAACUUGCAUGCAACUUUCUCGUUUGGCAUGUGAUCUUUGUGUUGCCAGUAUGUUACCCUCUUUUCACCAUCGUUAUUAAAUUGUAUUUUUUCCUUGCAAUCAGAUGGAGAUCAUGAAAGAUACCAUUUAGAGGGCAUAAUGGAGAGUCCUGGAAUUGGUGAUGAUGGAGAGUGUUUCUCAGCAAUUAGCCUAAAUGCCACUUCAGUAAAUAUUGAAAUAUACUAUAACAAAGCAGUUAAUUACACGCUCAUGGUUACACUUGUAUCCUUUAAUUUGGAAAGGAAUUAUUAUGUAUUGAUAUAUUAUUAUUUACGGGAUUUUCGAUAUUCUUUUUUUGGAAUUCCUUGACAGUUUAACAAUAGGUUUCCUUCCUCCAAGUUCUUUUAUUGAUUCGACAAAUGGAGCAUAGCAAUACUCAAUCGGUAAUUUGAUCUACAUUCUUUCAGGCGAUUCAUAAGAAUUGACUUGAGAAUCAACUCUUUUAGUGUCCGAGAAAGCCUGAUAUUAUUAUUUUAUUACUUUUAAAAAUCUCAGGGGGCGGCCAAAGUUUCUAUUAUAAUGAUUGGGCAGCAAGCUAUUAUGGAUGCUUAUCUUUGUCUCCUGCAUCUAACUGCGGGUAUUUUGGUUGGUGAGUGCUUCCUAUUCUCACUUUUACUUGUGUUGCUCUUUCAUCAUGAAUUCAGUGUGAGGCACGUGUUGGGACUAAAUACAGAGAUCAUAUAAUUGCCAGGGGGAAGCUACAGGUGGAUGCUGUCUAGAAGUGUCUCAGUAACACUCAUGAGAUACCAUAUUUCUAGUAUUUUAGUGGGGAUCCCUGUUAUCACAAUAAAAGGGAGAAAUUGGCCAUCAAUAAGGCAAUGAUGAAUUAAUGAUGUUAAUUGAUUCAUUGUUGGGCCCAGUUAGUAAAUUAAGCCCUGUAAUGGCCUUAAAAUAUUGUGUCUUGCGUAAUGCGUCUGACAUUCCAUAGUUCACUCCCUCACCCUUCGCAUACAGUAAUGCCUACCCUCUCUGUCAUGCAACUUUGCUUUUAAAAAUUCCCAUUGUCCUUCUUAUCCCAAAUAGCAUAAAGCAUGAAAGAUGAAUCUGAAAGAUGACUCAUAGCUUCCCAUCACUUUUGUGCAUCACUUACUUUUUAUGCUAAUAUGUCAACUACUCCACUAGACGAGAGGCAUUUUCUAUUUUACCAGUUUAUCAUGGAAAAAUUAGUCCUCAAGAAACAAGUGGUCCAAUAAGUCAUCCUUCUCUUCACAUCGGUCAUCCUCGCUCCUUGGGUCGUACAUAAAGAGAAAGCUGAUCAUAUGUGGGUAGUAUGACAAGGAAUUUCGACAUUAGUGACGGAGUCACCAAUGUUAACCAUCAAGGAGCGAGGAUCUAGCUUUAAAGAAGACUUAGACAUGACAACUCCAGAAAUGCAAAUAUCUAACUUUACGAAUGAAGAUAUUGAUCGAAACAUCAGGAUAGAGAAAAAGUUGGAUGAGUGAAUAUGAGCAUCAGUCCAAUUAGCAUGACGAACUUCACAAUGAGCUAUGUAAUCUCUUUGAAUAGUAACUGGGCUGUCCGACUCAUAACCAAUUGGACAUGAGUGCAGUAGGCUCAUCUUUAUAGUCACAAGUUUACUUUUGUUCUUACGAAUUCAGGACAGCUCUUAGCACACUCCCCUGUGAGCCAGCAUACCAACUUUUGAGCGUUGUUAUGAAUAAUACCAGUACCCUGUGAACUAUAUCUUACAUGGUUUUAGUUUAAUGAACUUUCUAGCUAUCAUUUAUAAAUCUGGAAUUGAAUCAUACCGUCUUGGUGUGCCAUCGUUCAGUUGAUCUUUGUUUCCAAAAUGACUUAUUUUGUGAUUUCUUUCUCUAGACAGGAUUCAUCAACUGUUGUACGUGUUUCUAUUUGCAUUUAGCACUUGCCUGUGCUUCCUACAUUUCUAUGUUCUGUAGAGCAGUACAUUUUAUCUAUUGCAUAAUUAAACCAAUCAUUUAGUGGGCCUGGACUGGUCUCAAUAUCACUCUGCCUUACAUUUGUUUGCAGAAUCCCUGUUUAAUGCUUUUGCAACUGCUGCCUUCUUCAAGUUCGUAGUUUUCUCUAUCUUUGAGAUGAGGUACCUUCUUGCAAUAUGGAAAGCUAAUAGACCUUUGAAUAGCGGAGAAGGUUGGGAAUCAAUGAGACGUGAGCUAUCAGUUCUUUAUAGCCGUUUCUGUAAGUGAUCUAAUGAUAUAUCUCCCUUAUUUUUUGUUUUUUUGGUUCCAGUUGAUUCAGAUUGCUUUGCCUGUGACCCCUUGCCUAUGAAAGUAUAUAUCACUCUAUGAAGGAAUUAUUCCUUGGGCUAUACUGCCAACGAAGGUCUAUAAUAUUCUGGUGUCAGAUUCAACAAUUAGGAAUAUCUUGGUGACAGGCAUUCAUUGUUCCCUCCAUGACUUGAUUAAUGAUCUUCAGUGGAAGGAGAAUAUAGUUUUUGAUGUAGUCAGGUCACCAUUUGAUUUUAGCUUUUUGUUCAGAUAGUCCCCAGUAAUUUUUGCAUACAUUAUUUAUUUAUUAAUCUUUUAAACUUAGAAGGUACAGCAAAUAUCUUGGAAAUUUUCCUGAAUUUGAGAUUUUCUUUAGUCUACUUCCAAGGAAAAAAAGGUUCCUUAAUCCUCGAAGAAAACACUCAUGGUUCACCUAUAUCGAAGGAUUUUAAAGUAUGACUCCUUACAAAAACCAGAGUAUCUUUGUAGGGUGACCAAAAGCACAUAUCAUGGAAUUAUGUGGACCGAAAGAAGAUGAGUUCAUUGUUUGAUCUUGUAGAUGGACACCAUAGUUAGUUAUAUCUAUAUGACCAGUAACCCCAUCUAUUAUUUAUGGUGUUACAUUAAUUAUCAUAAUUCAUAUAAGAUCAUCUUCUCUGUGUUUGGUCUCAAAUUCAUACGAUGUUUCUCCAGUGAAGUACCACGUUUGAAACAUCAACUUGCCUAUAUUUAUGUCAAAUAUCUGGUUUUGUAUUACUGAUGAUUUAUGAGAUCCCCUGGUGCCUGAUAUCCAUGUUUCUAUUUUCAGAUGGUGUUCUUUUGGGGGGUAUCCUGGUCAUGUAUGAGUUCCGGAGCAUCUUGCGUUUUAUUCUCUUCCUCAUGUACUCCUUCUGGAUACCUCAGAUAGUGACCAACGUUGUUCGUGAUACAAGAAAGCCACUGCAUCCUCAUUACGUAUUAGGCAUGACUGUCACUCGACUUGCAGUUCCAUUAUACAUAUUUGGUUGCCCGGACAAUUUCAUGAGAAUUGAGGUUGAUAAGACUUGGUGCAUAUGCUUGGGAGCUUUUGUUGGAGUACAGGCAGCAAUUCUCCUCCUGCAACAUUAUCUUGGCUCUAGAUGUUUCAUACCUCGUCAGGUUUGUGAAUCGACUGCCAUCUUUGGAAUUCCAUCCGAGAUGAUCCUUUUUGAUGCUGAGUUUGAUUCCUUAUUUUCCUCUAGUAUAAUUCUGGACACUUGAAUGGGAUGCUAAAACUUGCCAUAUUUCUCGCGCCACCUGUGUCUGAUGCACUCCAGCAAGGAUUUUGCCAUAAAAGCUGGUGAUGUCUAGCAGGUUUGGUGAGAUCUAACUAGAGAAACUACAAUGAUAUCUGGGUUGGAACCCAAGAUGAUGCUUUAUUUUCCUCAUCCUCGUGACCUUUCUAAUGAGAUGAGAUGAGCAAUUUAUGGCCUUCAUCUGCCUCAAGCGAGCUACGAUUCUGGGAGAAUUAGGAAAUUUUAUGGGCAGUUGGACUGAUCUCACUCUGAUCACCAUAUUCUGAUCUAGAGAGGGCUUAACAUAGAAAGAUGCAAGGAGCCAUAUUGGGGAAAGUUUCUGUGACUAAAAUAUGUUCUACCAUUUCAGUGAUGCCACUUGUAUUUACUAGGAGAUGAGGGAGAUGGUAAAGAGAGGAGAUUGGCACAAACGAAUGGAUAGGAUCUAACCCACAUAGUCACUCAGGAGGUUAUAUUUUCUAUUCCUUGAGUAUCAGGCCCUGCACGGAAAUGCUGGCUUGCCCCUUUCUGUAAAUCCCUUGGCUUCUUUUUUAGUGGGACUGGGCUGGACGGGUUCCAGUCAUGGAGUGAUGUCACAUCAGUAGAGCUAUACUUUCUACUCAAGUGGAAGAUUUCAGUAAAACAGGCUCCAAAUUGAACUUCUAAAGUCUAAUUUUCAAGUAAGAUGAAAAGGCAGAGGAAUUCAGUGGCUGCAACUGAGUUGAAGUGUCCCACUAAUAUUUUCUCCAUCCUAAUCUACUCUUAGCUCAGAGUCUACGAUCUAAAUAAUGUCAGCUGGUCAAGUGUUUAUUUUUUCCUUCUGUUUAAAGAGAUGAUAUCUCUAAAUUGCAGUCGUUUGCUUCAAAUCAGGCUUUGCAUUUCUCUGUGCUUAUGAUAGAAGACUAUGAUACUUUUCUUCACAAUUUUUUUCUGUUAUUUUUAUGUCAGAGCAUAUAUAUUUAUGGUAGCCGUGCUCAUCUCUGAGGAGCAUCAGUGUUUAGAAAUCAUGGCUUUGUUAUCGUCAAAAUCAUUUUUUAUUGUUCAGCGCGUUUUAUCACUAUAAUUUAUAUAUUUGCUCCUAAAAACUAAGCACCCAUCUUAACAUAACAGAGGUGGGUAUUUUAUGUCAAGAUAUUAUCAGUAUUAUUUUAUAUUUUCUCAACAAACUCUGUGACUUCAUCAUCGUAAUUAAUUGCACUGGGUUGACCAACACCAAAAAAAAAAAAAUAAAUAAAUAAAUUUUGAGAAGAGGAUAUGGCCACUGAAAAUUUUCACUUGGCAUUCGAUUCUUGAUGGCUCAGAACCUAUUUUAGCAAUGUAUAAUUUAAUCAGUAUGGGUCAGUAUCAUCUUUUCUGACAUCAAAAGGGAAAUCAAAAAUAUCUUUUGGUUUAAAUGUAUGAGUUGAAAAGUUCAAUCGAUUAGCAGUUUGGAUCAUUUUAGACAGCUUUUCAUCUUCAAUCAAGCCGUACUCACAGCAAUCUUCUUUACUCGUUCGAUUGGUGACAGAUCUUGCCAGAAAAAUAUAGUUACUCCAGGAGGCUCGACAAUGACGCAUCUCAGUCUAUUGAUUGCGUGAUCUGCAUGACUGCCAUUGACGUUACACAACAACCCAGUGACCACAUGGUAUGGAUUCGACCGAGCAUGAAACUGUCAGCCCCCCCCCCCCUCCACCCCCGAUAUAUAUAUAUAUAUAUCUAUAUAUAUAUAUAUCUAUAUAUAUAUAUAUCUAUAUGUACAUAUUUAUAUAGAUUUAGUAAAUUUGAUGAAAUUCAUGUGUGUACAGGUUACGCCUUGUGAACAUUUGUUCCAUUCUGGCUGCUUACAAAGAUGGAUGGAUGUAAAGAUGGAAUGCCCUACUUGUCGACGGCCGUUGCCACCAGCUUAG
Messenger RNA from Spirodela intermedia, 16501 nucleotides. NCBI's taxonomy places the organism in Eukaryota, Viridiplantae, Streptophyta, Magnoliopsida, Alismatales, Araceae. The record is from the annotation of a GenBank genome assembly.